AUGCCUGGGGUAUCGAGGACUCAAAGGGCGGAAGCAAAGUAUAACGUGGUGACAGAGUUCCCCCAUCUUGGACUGCACUCUGCAGCAGCGACCGGUAACGUUGGCUUGGUGAAGUAUGCUCUCGACCACGGACAGCCCAUUAAUUCUGUUCUCGACGGCGUCCUUCCUCUGCAUGCAGCAUGUUCUGGUGGCAACGAUAUCGUGGUCAGGUUGCUCAUCGAGAAAGGGGCUGAUGUGAACGCACCGAGGUUACCCCGACGGUUCUCUAGUGACAGGAACGGUGACGCAUCUGCUCCUAUUGUCGGUGGCUCCGGUUCAACGCCCUUGCACUUCGCGUGCGCGAACGGACACACCAACAUCGUCCUCACCUUGCUCCUCCAUGGCGCACACCCAGAUCGUCCGGACAAGCAUGGUGUUACCCCUGAAAUGGUUGCCCGUCAGAAUGGGUGGGUCACUUGUGGAGACCUGCUCAAGCAGUGGUCGCAGGACAAGGACAGGGAUUUGAGGGAGAGGGAGGUCAACAGUGUGGGCAACGAGGAGCCCGAGGAUCGUCAUCAUUUUUGCGCUGCUAGCGAUUGCCAGACGUGCGGCAUGUCAGCGCGGUUGCGCGUAAAGCGUUCCAUCGACAAUGCGCUGACCAUCUUGAGGCCGUCGUUGUCCCAAGCUCCCUCGGUUUCUCCUGCACAGGAGGGCUCAGAGCCCGGCGAAUCGCCAUUGCCAAAGGCUGAUACACUUAUUAAUCAGCCGAAGUCUGGCGCACAAGAAGGAUACCCUCCUCGUCGUCCGUCCCUUCCCCAUGUGUUCGACUCGCUGCACGGUCCCCAGAGCUUGCACACUCAUUCUCAGAGUUCUCUCACGCAUCCAUUUCGCACAAGUGGAGGCACCAGCACUGGGCGACCCAAAUCAGCAGGAACGGAUGCCGAACAAUCUCCUAGCUCCUCGCACAAACUGAAGGGCAAGAUCUCACUACUCAGUAUUUUCAAGAAGAGCAUCAGUGACAGCCCCGGAACACCGGAGAGUUUUUCGGGAUACAGCUCUUCUAAUUCGGCUAUGACCUCGCAGUCUGCAUCUCCUGCACCCGAUCAACGUAGAGAGUUCACUGCAAGGUCAUCUUCCCACAGCCGAGUGUCUGCAUCUCCAGACAAACCUUCCGCUGAUGUUGGUCCAGUAGGCAAGUUCCGAAAUCGGUUGUGUAGCGAGAGCCAGUCAAACGAUCCAGCGCGACUCGGGCGCGCCGUGGCGCUCCACCAUGCGCUGUCGAAUGACCAUAUGAGGUCGCGAUCAAGCUCGGGCGCGGGUAUUAACGAUAGCGGGGAUAUAGGAACGAGUCUCCCGUCAUUUCCGAGAGGUCCUCCAGUUCGUCCUGGGAUUUUACUACCGCACCAUCGCUCGUCAUCCUCUGGCCAGUCUCAGGCGGACAGCUAUCGUGCGAGUCCCAACAGCCAGCCAUCAUUGCGUGCCCUCAGGUUUGAUUCCAGCUCUACCACAGCUUCUAAUCAUUCUCGGGGGAACAGUCGUCGUCGGCAUGCCAGCCGCAGUCCUGCUGGAGGAAUAAGAAGAAGUGAUAGCAUUGGCUCGGUUCUAAGCGACGGCGUGUCCAGCAAUCUUGACAGGGGCGGCUAUACCCUUGCACCUUUCCUUACUGCUGAGCCUGAGGAUGUGCGUGGCGAAGACAUGGAGAAAGAAGACGAGGAACAGUAUGGCGAACCUAUACGCUCUAAGGGUUUGGAUCGCAAUCCUCGCUUGACCGAGCUGCGCCUGCAGGAGCCAUUGGUCCUUUCUUUGGAUUCGCUGUCGCCUCUACCCUCUCCCGACAUGCCUAAGUCCGGCUUUGAGUGCCCUUUCAGCAUCAAUUCUCCGCCUCCUGUUGAUUCAGAUCCAACCCCUCAUCCGGACGCUUCGGGAAUACAUGGAACUGAGCAGAGGCUGCGCGGCGAUUCUGUGAGCAGCACGAGCACUUCUGGAAGUGUUAACCCACCUACUAGCUCAAGUGGUUACGUGACGACACCCUCCUUGUCCAUAUCUCCACUUCCAGGACCGCGGAUAUUGUCACCCCCUUCCAUCGCAUCAGAGACCAUCGCGUCUAUAAACGUACCCACCGAUGUAUUGGAUAAGGAUGGCGAUGAAGUCGCAGAGCCACUAACUGAAGAUGUGGAGACGCCGUUUACCUCCCGAGGUCCACGGGCACCACUGGAUAUCGAUAUUCGCUCGAUAUCAUCGCACGCACAAGCGGAAGCGCUGGUGCAACGUGCCCAGAAGAGCAUUUUGGAGAUGGAUGACCUUGUCAGUGACCUGCAAUCACUAGGAGGUAUCGUAGGGUCCGGGCGGUCGCCACUGAGUGCAAAGCUGGCUGCAUAUGGUGAGACUCUGGCAAUCGAGAGGAAGUUCAAGAAGGAAGAGCAGGAGAAGCUGAGGACGCCUUCGACUAUCCCGUCUACCUCCCUUAGUCUGGAUCGCGGUUUCGAGACAAUGCAAGGAAAUCAUCUUGAUGGAGCUUCCAGCAGUUCUACUUCAAAAGGAUUGGAUCGAAAAUAUAGCUUGGAGGAGAGAUCUGACCGCAGUCGCUCGGUUAGGUCCAGGAGAGUGAAGAGGCCUCACACCAGUGGUGGGACCCCAUCGUCGGAGAUAUUGUUUUCUUCUCCCAUCAAUGGCACUUCUACUUCCGCACAUCGUCAGUCCACUUCCCCUCAGAUCACUCUCACGACAAGUCCAUCGGAAAGCAGUCUACUUUCCGGUGAUCGUACGGCGUCCAUUACGCCACCGAAGACAAUGCAUCUGCAUGCGAAGUCAGAAUCGCGUGCCAGAUCACGUCCAAGGAUGGUUCGGUCACGUACCCCUGAUCCAGGCUACGAAAGUGUUCACCCCACCACGUCCUAUCCUGUGGAAACCAUUCCACUGUCUCGAGUCUCGACUGCUCCUGAGCACGAUUUCAUGCCUAGCAUGAGUACCCAGGAACGCCAGGUUGCGCGCGCGAACAAGCUUGUAAAAAUGGGCUUCUCGUCGCAGGACUGGCAGAACGCGACGAGCAGUUACUCGCGUACACAGACGGGCCACAAACAUCGUUUCGGGGGCAUCAGGACUUUUGUGCAAAACUUAAAGUCAAAGUCAUAA
Messenger RNA from Sparassis crispa, 3111 nucleotides. RefSeq lists its product as hypothetical. Lineage: Eukaryota; Fungi; Basidiomycota; Agaricomycetes; Polyporales; Sparassidaceae. The transcript is spliced from 4 exons. The coding region runs from base 1 to 3111 and encodes 1036 amino acids. The record is from RefSeq and is a predicted model, not a curated record. Gene Ontology annotation, molecular function: protein binding. Gene Ontology annotation, cellular component: nucleus; cytoplasm.